GCUCACUGCAGCCAAUCAUUUUCUGCAUGCGAAAUUACAUGUGUACUCUUAUUUGUAGUUGUUGGUAUUUAUAAAAAAUAAUAGAGGCUUGCGCCCUGCGGCGUGUAUUUUCGUAAUUCGUCAUCCUCAAGUGUAUGAAUGAGGUGUUUAUCAAUUUUUUGUAAUAAAAACAAUAGUUUAAAUCAUUGUGAUGCUUGGUAAUUGAAUUAAAUCAAGUCGGCAACGAUGACAGUAUCAAAGAUUUGGUGUUAAGAAGCGCCUCUCAAGUGACUUAUUCUUUAAUUUUGCAUUUUUCGACUAUGGCCAACGUAACAUAGUAAAUGAACACCCGUGGGGACGAACCCCGACCCAGGGGUACUUUCUGUGGAAAAAGCUCAACUCUUCAAGAGAAAGUUGCCCAAUUUUAUUACGCACAUGGUCUGUUUUGUAGCACAUAUCCCGGGGCUUUGGUCUUCGUCGCAAUUUGUGCAACUCUGCUCUCUUGUUAUCCAUUAUUAAAUUUGCCUCUCCCUGGAAACUCGCCUUUGCAAACAUGGACAUCGAGCGUGAAUUCCAGCUCGAAUGUGCCACCUUUUUGCUACAUUCAGCAAGUUGUGCUGAAGAGCACGGUCCUGCCGUGGGGCCCCGAGUUACACCUAGGUGACGCCUUCAGGGCGCCUCUUUACGAGGCUUUUAAACUUUUGGAAGCUGUUAGAAAUUACCAGGAUGAGUCCACGAAGAAAACGCUGGGACAUGUGUGCUUACAUGUCGAGUCGAUUAGGAAAAGUAAAUCAAACUACAAAAACAUCCUGCCGGAGUAUAGUUGUUUAGUCCUGUCGCCGGCUAACUUGUGGCAACAGGACGUCCUCAAAUUUACGCAGGAUAGCUCUCUACUUACCACAAUUUUCAACCAUCAUAACUUCCAAAAAGGCAAAACAUCAAUCACGGAAAUGAUGUUCGGUAUGAAGGUGUUUGACACCGGGAUUAAACGAUAUCCGUUGCGAAACCGCUACAGAAUCAUUCAGUACGCCAUAACACUUUUUUUCAAGGAAUAUGACGAAAAGUUUGUUCAUGGUUUGCGCAGAAAGCUGCAGUCGGUGUAUUCCUUACACCAAAAUUUGGAAAACGGAACAAAUGCUAACUUUGCCACGCUCAACGACACUCUCAUAAUCCAAUAUCCCGGUGAAAUCAACUUGGUCGAGUUCAUUCCCAUUACUUUGGCGUUUUUAAUCCUGUUCCUGUACUUUUAUUUCUCGUUUCGCAAAAUCGAAUUAAUUCACUCGAAGCUCGGAAUGGCCUUUACUUCCGUUCUGACCGUGUGUGCAAGCCUCACAAUGACCUACGGCUUGUGUUUUUUCUUCGGCCUAACUCUGAACCUUGAAGGAAAAGUUGUAUUUCCAUAUUUAGUGUUGCUAGUUGGCUUGGAAAAUGUCCUAUGUUUAACAAAAAGCAUAGUUUCGUCGCCCCUCCACCUCGACGUGAAAAUCCGCAUAGCGCAGGGUUUGAGCAAAGAAGGCUGGUCCAUCACCAAAAACCUCCUCCUGGAAAUCACGAUUUUGACGUUCGGGAUCUUCACCUUCGUCGCGGUCAUCCAGGAGUUUUGCAUUUUUGCGGUCGUUGGUCUCGUGACCGACUAUUUCAUGCAGAUGAUUUUCUUCUCGACGGUUUUGGGGAUUGACAUCCGGCGGAAGGAGAACAUGGUGGAGAGACACAAUCUGAGCUUUCGGAGCAGUCUCUUCCAAAGCCAGGUUUUCUACGAUAAGUCGUUCGGUAUUCGGCGAUCGAAGUCGCACCCGCGACUGUCCUCCUUCCCUGCCAAUAUCGUGGCAGGGCAGGUGCAGGGCGCCCAAGAGAAAAAAAUCCCGAAACGGUUGAAACUUGUGAAUAUUUGGACCAGGACGCGGUUUUUCCACCGCGCUUUUAUGAUCUUGAUGGUGAUUUGGAUUUCGAAUAUCGCCUACAAUAGCGGCUUCAUCGAGCAUUUUAUCCUGAAUAACAGUUAUUUUCACGAGGUGGCCGAACAAAAUAGCACUAGCUUGGAGCAGAACUACUCGAGUAUCAAGCUGUUUCCGUUGCUGAACACGAAUAAUUCGUUCAUAAACAAAGUGAGUUAUGUUACUCACAGCCCGCUCAAUUACAAUCAGAACCAGACGUUCGAUUUGGAGAAUUUGAAGCAUUCGGAUUACGAGCCGUGGUUGAAAUUGUCGCCUCAACAUUGGUCGUCUAUUGUGCGAAAAUACAACUUGUCGUUGAGUGGACAAUACAUUGCCAUUUUGCCAAAUAUUAAGCUAUCGCACGUGAUACGUCCAGAGCAGGCGGUGCUUUUGCGCAACCCUAACGAAAAAUACGGGGAGAAGUUCCAGUGGCAGGCUUUGGUGGCCGCCCUGGACCCCAUUGACUUCAAUGGGAUGGAGACAGGCACCAGGUCUGCCAUACCUCAGUCCGAGCAGCCCUUCUACCCGACCUCAGUUUUCGCGAUGAUUUUGAUCGCGAUUCUGUGCUUUAUCAGCGUGGUGGUGCUGGGGUACACCUUUGUGGUGCUUUACCGGUGCAUAUGCUCCCGGAACUACGCCGAAUGGCGGGCGUCGUGGUUCAGCGAAAAGGGGGAAGAAAACGUGGAAGAGCCAGUUUUGUUGGAGGCGGUGCCGGUGGUGCUGGAAGGGCACCAACAGGAGAUCGAAUGCACGGCCACAGACGGGGUUAAUUUGGUCAGUGCCUCGCUAGACGGGCAACUGAAGGUUUGGGAUAGUGGGACCGGGGAGCUGAUCGCCAAUGUGGACAGGAAGGCGUACUUUCAGGGGUGUUUCGAGUCGAAUUGUGGCACUUCCGAGUGCGAUGAUAACUCGUCGGAUUAUGAGUCCGGCUCUCCGCCGUCCCGAGGGGAGAGCUAUCUGUUUCCCCGUCUCAAACAUCGGAUUAAUACGAACUUUUCAAACGUGAAAGAACAGUGUAACUCGUAUAAUGCCAAAGCUGAUUUUUUAAAAACUUAUCGAGAGUUGUAUUUUGUUCGCGAUUUACCGAAAGCUAAAAGUCGGAAAGAGAUGAACAGGGCCAAAGAAAAUAAAUCGAUUAGUUUUAGUGAAAGUAAUCAAAAGUUUUGUGAUAAUGGACACACGAAAUUUGAUAGUAGUGAUGCUAAACUUUCACCGAUUUGGUGUAUGGACUAUCUGGAGAACUUGAUUGUUCUGGGGUGUGCUGAUGGGAGGCUGGAGUUUUGGGAGGGCAGUUCGGGGAGGUUGAAGUGCAUAUUUGAAGACGGAACCGAUGUUGGAAUAAGCAAUUUAAAAAUCGUGGGGUCGCGAAUUAUCGCAUCCCGAUUGUAUGGCACCUUGGAAAUGUUCCAAUUACAAACUUACAACCGUGGCCAUCCAGUUGACUGGAAUUUCACUUGCGCAUACCGAAGAACCCACGUAAGGACUGGCUCAGUUGGUUCCGUCCCUGAUCACACCAAUUUAAUUUCACAAAACGAGGAUGAGGAAGAUUUCCGGUGUUUGAAAGUUUUCAGCGUUAAGGCACACCAACAGCCGAUUAUCUGCCUCGACUGUGAAGGCGGCAGAAUUUUAACCGGCAGCCAAGACCACACGCUUAAAGUGUUCCGACUGGAGGACGGCAGCCCCCAGUACACGCUGCACGGCCACUGCGGCCCCAUCACCUGUCUUUUCAUUGACAGGAUCAGUCCAGCGACUUCUGGCAGUGGCUCCCAGGACGGAAUGCUCUGCGUUUGGGAUCUUCUAACUGGUGCCUGUAUGUACAACAUCCAGGCCCAUGAUGGUACGAUAACAUCGCUGACGUACUCUGCGAGUUACGUGAUUUCACUGGGUUCUGACGACCGCAUUUGUGUUUGGGAGCGCUUCCAAGGCCAUCUUCUGAACACCAUUUACGUUUCUCAGACCUUUUCUAGCCAGGUGUUGAUGUUGGCCCCUCAUUUGGUUGUCACAGCUCGCAGUGGAGGGCUAGUUAUUUGGGAUGUGAGGUCGGGUGAAUGUGUCCGAACGAUUAUAUUAGGCCGUUCACCGUAUAUUUUUAUCAAACAGUUGAUGUUGUUACGCGAUGCUGUGGUCUGUGAUUACGGAAAUCAAUUGCGCAUCGUGAGGUUCCCUCUUAUCACUCAUAAAUUUGACUAGGUUGUUUCUACGUGCCUUCAAUGAUGUAACAUAGUUUCGUCUAUUUAUGUCUUGUUUUAUUUUUAUGUCCUUUACGUAAAAGCGUCAAAACGUACUGUAAAUUUUUCACUGACAAAAGGUUUCGAAUACCUAAUUGUUUUUUCAUUAAGUUAUUUAUUUAUUUGGCGGAAAUAAAUGCAUUUAACAUGAAUUUUUAUUAUUGUUAUGUUAACUAUUUUUGUAACAAUAAAUAUUUUAAAUAAC
Tribolium castaneum (red flour beetle) is the source of this 4346-nucleotide messenger RNA. RefSeq names its product SREBP cleavage activating protein (gene SCAP). Gene Ontology annotation, molecular function: protein binding; sterol binding. The coding region runs from base 321 to 4103 and encodes 1260 amino acids. Gene Ontology annotation, cellular component: endoplasmic reticulum membrane; SREBP-SCAP complex; Golgi membrane. The record is from RefSeq and is a predicted model, not a curated record. Gene Ontology annotation, biological process: regulation of cholesterol biosynthetic process; SREBP signaling pathway. NCBI's taxonomy places the organism in Eukaryota, Metazoa, Arthropoda, Insecta, Coleoptera, Tenebrionidae. The transcript has 8 exons.